Messenger RNA from Cetraspora pellucida, 1324 nucleotides. The record is from the annotation of a GenBank genome assembly. NCBI's taxonomy places the organism in Eukaryota, Fungi, Glomeromycota, Glomeromycetes, Diversisporales, Gigasporaceae.
GAAAUUGUUAUAAUGGAAGAAUAUGGAAUUCCUGGUUCGAAUUCUUCAACUUCCAUAGGACAUAAUCACUAUAGUUAUGUUAACAAGAAUUCUUCAACUAGUUCAACUUUUAUUAUUAACAAAAAGAACACAAAAGUUGAAGAUCAGGCCAUUAUUAAUCGUGUUAAGGAGUUUAUGAAAGACUUUAGAAAUCCAUCAAAUUUAAUUAGUUUUAAGUAUUUAGUUGAAGACCUUGAAGUAGAGCCUUCUGCAUCAUUAUUAGAAUUGUUAGUUGAUGCACUUUUAUUACUUAGUGAUGCUUCUUUAUUUAAAUGCUACACAAGAAAUACUAUUCCACAUUUAGAAUUACAUCUUCGAACUUGGAUUGCCACCUUAGAAGUUGUAUUUUAUUCUCCUACUGUUUUAACCUGUGAAACUCGUGACAAACUCUAUAGUAAUUUAGAUAAAUUUGUUGAAAUUCACUACCGAGUAACGGAAAUGUUUAGUCAAGGCGUUAAUCAUAGUUUUAAGUCUAAAUAUAAAUCUAAGGAGAUUAAUAUUACUAACAAUAUCUACAUGCAUUUUCCAAAUUAUAAUAUUAAUUUUUUAUUGAUCCACUUACGUGACACUUUACACAGUAUGCGUGAUGAUGAAACUCGAUUAGAUGAAUUUUUACGACGAUUUAGAGAAAGCAUUUUAGUUUUUAUUAGUGGUGUUCCUAAAAUACCUUCUGUCACUUCUGGAAAUGUUCCUGCUGCACUUGAUUUUACUAAUAGUACUUUACCAAGAAUUAUCAAUGCUCUCAAUGUUAAAUAUCCUAUUGCUUACUGGUAUCCAGGGUUUGAACAGCAAAAACUUGAUAUUUUAACUAUACUGAAUAAUUACAAAGCAUUUCGUGGAUUGUGGACUAAAAAAGAACCAACUGCUUUACCAAACUCUCUAUGGUUUGGUGUAUUAGAUCUUGCUCAAAAUUUAAGUUAUCAAACUGUUCAACCUGUUAAUUUAGCUCUUUGUUAUUAUUUAGGCUUGGAAUCAUUACAAAAGUCCCAAUGUUAUUAUAUUCAAUUUAAAUCUUUAGAAUUACUUAUAUCUCUUUCUUAUCAGGAGCCUAAGUGGUUUAAAGAUAUAGUACAAGAAGAAAUAGAGAAAUUUAUCGAAUUACUACCAGUAGAUUCUCAACUAAAAUUUAAAAACCUAAUUAAUGAUAUAAAUCAAAAGCUUCAAUUAAGUAAUGAAUUUAUGAAACAAUUUAGUAUAAAUUAUGAAAAGAAAUCAAUAAUCAAGAAUGAUAUACUGGAUAAAACAUCUAAUUCUUUAUUAGAAAUAAUUGCAGAAAAUUUUACCU